AUGUCUUCUGCCGUGAUCCAGCUAGACAAGCCUCACAGCCAUUUCACCAAUCUAGACUAUAUAACCGGACGCGUUGUGCUGCAGCUCUCGUCUGAUACCUCAAUUAGCGCUAUCCAUGUGAAACUCGAAGGGGAGAGCCGCACGCGACUCGCGCGUCCCCGAGAUGACCGAGACCGGGAGAAGAGGAAGAACGAGCUAGAAGUUCAUAAAAUUCUGUAUAAAGUAAACUCGGUCUUUCCGAGUCCGGAUAUCGCCCAGCAUAGCUCGCCAAAUGCCGCUUUCACAUUCGCGCCUGGCGUGUACCAGUAUCCGUUUCAAUUCAAAUUUCCGUUCAACAACGCCUGCAGUGAUCAUAAUUCCAUGAUGACGAACAUCAGCAUGAUCGGUUUGCGGGUUGAAAUGGCGCGAGACUCCUUCAUCCAUGUCAAGAAAACAUUACCUCCAUCACUGAAUACAUUUCCCGGCGAAGCAGAGAUCAAGUACUAUGUCAAGGUGACUGUAGUUCGUCCGCAGUUCUUCAAAGAAAAUAUUCGAUCGAUUGCAGGCUUCAAUUUCCUCCCAAUAGAACCCCCAAGGGAUGGAAACCCCAACGAGGAAACAUAUGCUAGACGACAGCAGGAAUUCGCGAGAAACCGUCCACCAAUGAAUCCAAAGACGAGCGGAGGUCUCUUUCGUAAGAAAUCAACACCCAUUAUGGCACCGAUUUCUACAGAACCACCGCGACGCGUCUCAGUCGAUGCUCGCUUGCCAAAUCCUGCAAUUCUCACGUGUAAUCAACCUAUUCCAUUACGGCUACUCGUCACGAAACAGUCUCCUAGCACAGAAACUAUCUAUUUGCAGUUACUGCAAAUCGAAUUGAUAAGCUACACUCAUAUUCGAGCUCAUGACCUCGCUAGGACGGAGCCUCUUAGUACAUUGAUACUGAGUCGUAGUAACAUGAACAUGGCUAUUGGACGAGGUACGGAUCCAGUUGGUAAAGAGUGGAAAAUCGAUUCUAGCAUGUGGGAGCGGCUUCCUCUCCCAAGCAACAUCGCUCCGACUUUCGAAACGUGCAAUAUUAGUAGAGCGUACGAGCUAGAGGUACGAGUGGGCUUGGCGUAUGGUGCUGGAGGCAGUAUGCUGUCUCAAGUCCUUGUUAUUCCUCUACGGUUAGCUGUCAAGGUUUAUUCUGGAAUUCGCCCACCAGCUGCUCUUCUCGAGGCUAUGGCCGCAGACAAAAAGGUCAAAAACAGCCGCCCUCAGCGUCCUCCCGUCGCCGAAAACGACAUUCCUCCGCCACAGCCUCCCCGUCCGCAGACUACGCCAGGUGCCGCUCCGGCAUUUGACGAAACUGGUGAAGAGGCACCUCCCAGCUACGAAGACGCCAUGGCCGAGCAUAUUGAUCCAAUUGACGGCCCACGGGGUGAAUAUCAAACCCCAGCACCAUCGCAGGAAACAAGCCUCCAAAGCAAUGUUGGUGAUAUCAAGACCCCAGUCGACUCUAAACGCGCUCAAGACGACGUAUACCCCGCUAGUUCGCUAUCUCGCAGUUCCUCCGAGUCUAUAGACAUGUUACCUCAGACGCCCCGCUCACGACGCGGAUCAAUCGCAGAUAGUCUUAUGUGGGAAGACGCGGUCAAGUCCACGACUGUCGGCAAGCCGCAGCAGCAAAACACCAUCCCUGAAGAAACCCAUCAGCAAGCGCAGGAAGACAUCCAGGGGUUUCCCAUCCCAUCGGCGUCCACAACAGCGCCGCGACCAGCGCGUACAUUCAGUACCGGCGUGCCCAAUAGACGGCCUGUCCCGGGGACUUCCCAGAAAGAUCCAUCGUAA
Molecule: messenger RNA, 1812 nt
Organism: Talaromyces proteolyticus
Lineage: Eukaryota; Fungi; Ascomycota; Eurotiomycetes; Eurotiales; Trichocomaceae
Exons: 5
Coding region: 1-1812 (603 amino acids)
Biological process (GO): ubiquitin-dependent endocytosis
Cellular component (GO): cytosol; cytoplasm; plasma membrane
Molecular function (GO): ubiquitin protein ligase binding; protein-macromolecule adaptor activity
Source: RefSeq, a predicted model, not a curated record